This is a messenger RNA of Vanrija pseudolonga, 750 nucleotides long. RefSeq lists its product with no specific name. Lineage: Eukaryota; Fungi; Basidiomycota; Tremellomycetes; Trichosporonales; Trichosporonaceae. The transcript has a single exon. The record is from RefSeq and is a predicted model, not a curated record. Bases 1 to 750 code for a protein of 249 amino acids.
AUGUACAUCCGCCCCGUCCACGCCGAGCUCGACGUCGCCAAGCUGCACGACUUUGUGCGCACCUGGCCGCUGGGGCAGUUCACGACUGCGAUCCCGCACCCGACCAUCGACACGCUGCAAACUACCCACAUCCCGUGGGUGCUCUACGCCGACGAGGGCGAGUUCGGCGUGCUGCGGGGGCACAUGGCGCGCGCGAACCCGCAGGCCAAGGCGAUCGUCGCGCAGGCCGCCGGCUCACCGGUGCACGAGCUGGCCGACGACGCGCUCGUGCUCUUCACGUCGCCGCACAACGCGUACGUCACGCCCCGCUACAUGACGGCGACGAAGCAGGAGAACGGCAAGGUCACCCCGACAUGGGUGUUUGGCGCGGCGCAAGUCUACGGCCGCGUCAGGGCGUACACGAGCGGCACCGAGGCGGACGCGUUCCUGUCGCAGCAGGUCGACGCGCUCACGCGGCAGCAAGAAGCAACAGUCCCGGGCAAGCCGUGGACGGUGGACGAGGCGCCAGAGAGCUACAACGCGCGCCUGCGCAAGGCCAUCAUCGGGCUCGAGAUCACCAUCACCAAGAUCGAGGGCCGGUUCAAGUUCUCCCAGGACGAGGCCGACGGCGACUGGGAGGGUAUCCGCCAGGGCUUCAAGGCCGAGGGGAGCGUGCUGGGCGCCGAGGUCGUCAAGGCCAUGGAGGAGCGGGGCGGCGACAGGCCGAGCCUGGUUGCUGAGCGCGCGGCGGGCGCGAGUGCGAGCUCAUGA